Colletotrichum chrysophilum is the source of this 1197-nucleotide messenger RNA. RefSeq lists its product as uncharacterized. Lineage: Eukaryota; Fungi; Ascomycota; Sordariomycetes; Glomerellales; Glomerellaceae. The transcript has 2 exons. The coding region runs from base 1 to 1197 and encodes 398 amino acids. The record is from RefSeq and is a predicted model, not a curated record.
AUGCCGAUCGGAGAUCUUCUCGCCCAAAUAAGUGGCGAUAAGUCACAGAGCACCUCUCCGGCGCCGACACGACCGGCCAUCGCUGCCGCCCCGAAACGAAAAGCAGACGAUGAUUUGCGCAGUACCGUUUCAAAUAAGACGCCGCGAACCAGCACCACCGCGCCCAGUUCGUCAUCAGCUUCGAAGCCCGCUAGCGCCCCGAGACCCGCUUCGCGACCGGCGGAAAAGGCGACGACCAUUACCGGCUACCGAGGCAGCGCAGCCCGACCCUCAGAUCGAACAUCAUCAACACCCAAACCCCUGGGCAAUGGCACAUCAUCAGCGAAGCCCAGCACCUCCAGUGCGCGACCCCUAAACGGGUCUGGUGCAUCGAGGCCCACCUCCACUCUGCCCAGCCGACCAUCACCCGCCCCUCCAAAGGAUGGUGCAGCCCCGAAAAAGGGGUCUUUUGCUGAGAUUUUGGCGCGUGCCAAGAAGGCUCAAGAAUCGAUGGGCCAAGUCGGAAAAAUUCAACACAAGCCUGUUGAGAAGGUUCUCACCAAGAAAGAACGUGAGGAUUUGGCGUUACAGGCAAAAAAGGAUGCAAAGGCGGCAGCGGCCAAGGGCGGAGCUGCGAGACAACCGUCAAAGUUCCAGGGCACGUCCAGGCCAUCCUCAGGUGCCCCGGCACGCAACGGGGCUGGUACCAACGGGUCCUCCAGGAAUGGCGCGCCUGACCGAGCAAAGGACCCUCGAGCUGCAGCAAAGGCACGCGCUGCUGAGGAGGAGCAGGAAAAGAAGCUCAAAAAGGCAGCCGUGGCGACCACAGGAUACACUGGCACUGCCCGCCCGAGACCCGGUGCAACCUCAACGAAGAAGAAGCCAACUCCCGGCGGUGCCCUCCUCAAUAGUCGCCCUGCACCACGCUAUGGCGGCUCCGCGAGAAGGUCUCGCUACGAAGACGAGGAAGACGAAGAACUCGACGACUUCAUCGAGUAUGAUGACGAAGAAGACGAUGCUGGUCCCCGUUACACCUACGACUCGGACGGCUCUUCAGACAUGGAGGCCGGCAUGGACGACGUAUGGGAGGAAGAGCAGAUGGCAGAGCGUGUAGCUCGCAGAGAGGAUCUCGAGCAGGAGAAGCUCGAGAAGCGACUCAAGGCUGAGAAGGAAGAGCGUAAGCGCAAGUUCUACGAGCAGCAGCGUGGACGGCGUUAG